AUGGAUAACUGUUUACAAAGAUUCAGUAAAUUUAAAAAAUAUUAUUUUAACGAAUUAAUAGAAAUAAAAAGUCCUGCAGACUUUUUUAACAAAAUAAGAUGUUCAUUAAAAACAGUACAGCAUGCUACAAUCUUUACAAUGUAUACUGGAGAUUGCAAUCUCACAAAAAAAAUUCUUAAGUUAAUUUCCGAAAGAGAAAAAACCAAUAAAAAGACAAGAAUUGUUUUAGAUAAAAAUCGUGGACAAACAAAAAAUUUGGUAAAUUUUAUAAAAGAAAAUAACUUAAAUUGUUUUAAAUUUGUAAACUUAUCUACUUUUAUAAACAUAUUACGUAUAAGAGAAAUUUUAGCCGUUUUUCAUUCUAAAUUGUACAUUUUUGAUGAUGAAAUUAUUCUUACAGGAGCAAACCUAGAUGGUUCAUAUUUUACAAAUAGAUUAGAUAGGUAUUUUAUUAUAAAAAAUAAAGUAUUAAUAAAUGAUCUUUAUAGAAAACAAUACAGUAAAAAUACCAACAAAGAUACAAAUAGUGAUUAUAACGUGUUAUUUAAGUAUGGUAGAAAAAAUGAGAAAUAUGUAAUUUCAGAAAUAUUACAGCAGAAUUUUGAUUCAAUUUAUAUAUCCUCCGCUUAUUUUAAUUUGCCAACAGAUUAUUUAAACUUAUUUAAAAGUUAUAAAAAUAUUCAUUUUUUCGUAAAUGCGCCAGAUUCUAACAUUUUUACAAAUUUUAGUAUAUUUGGUUUUUUAAUAACCUCUAUUUACACGUACAGUUCAUAUUAUGCUACUAAGUACUUACCAAAAGCAUUGUUGUACGAGUUUAAUCUAAAAGGAUACACAAUGCACAAAAAGGGGUUAUGGGCAUUUAAAGACAAUUUUUGUGUUUCUAUAAUUGGAUCAUCAAACUUUAACAGAAGAAGUACUGAAAGAGAUGAAGAACUUAAUUUUUGUGUAAUAACUCAAGAUUCUAAGACCGUUAGAAUUUUUAAAGAGGAAAUAUUAUUUUUAAUGAAACAUUCUAAAUUGAAAACAGUAAAUGAAUUUAAGUUUGGUAAAUUUAAAUUUAUAGCAGCAAUCCUGUUCUUUAUUUUUAAUAAAUUUUUAUAG
Vairimorpha ceranae is the source of this 1101-nucleotide messenger RNA. Its product is annotated as cdp diacylglycerol serine. Lineage: Eukaryota; Fungi; Microsporidia; Nosematidae. Gene Ontology annotation, molecular function: CDP-diacylglycerol-glycerol-3-phosphate 3-phosphatidyltransferase activity. The coding region runs from base 1 to 1101 and encodes 366 amino acids. Gene Ontology annotation, cellular component: mitochondrion. The transcript has a single exon. The record is from RefSeq and is a predicted model, not a curated record. Gene Ontology annotation, biological process: cardiolipin biosynthetic process.